UGUUAUGGGCCUGUUCAUGACCAUAACUUGGACACAAAGGCAUUACCGUGUCUAGUAGUGAAAUUGACCUUUCCUUUAAAGAAAGCCUUUUUUAAGGAUCUAAAUAGAAAACUUCAGGAGAAUGAGCAAAUAGAAAAAAAUAUUGGAUUGCAUGGUUUGGUAGAAAAAUUUGGAGGUAUCAGCAAUUUUUUUGAAUACAUUGUAAACGAUGAUUUGGCAUAUCGACCAAGUAUAAGUAAAUCAAAGUGUUAA
Funneliformis caledonium is the source of this 252-nucleotide messenger RNA. The record is from the annotation of a GenBank genome assembly. NCBI's taxonomy places the organism in Eukaryota, Fungi, Glomeromycota, Glomeromycetes, Glomerales, Glomeraceae.